AUGGAUAUGCCGGUGAAUGUGCCUGUCGAUGAUCCCAACGCCGAUACAGAAUGGAACGACAUUCUCCGUAAACAGGGCAUCAUUCCCGAGAAGCCACCGGACCCGGAGCCCAUCAUCCAGGAAGCACUUAUUGCUGCCAAGCAGCGUGAGCACGACAAUCGUUUAGAGGACAAGACGCUCGACGAGCUCGACGAGCUGGAGGAUGACGAGGAUGAAGCCUUUCUCGAGCAGUACCGCCAGAAGCGCCUCGCCGAGCUGGGGGACCUGGCCAAAAAGGGCAAGUUUGGCUCGGUGCUGCCGCUGCAGAAGGCGGAGUGGGAACGGGAAGUGACGGAGGCCAGUAAGGAGGCGUGGGUGGUAGUGGCGCUGACGAGCUCGGAGGGAGGUAAUGUGGAAAGUCGAGUAUUAAGUGAGCUCCUCCCCCGCCUCGCAACCAAAUACCCCGACAUGAAAUUCCUCUCCAUCCCCGCCCCGCUCGCCAUCCCCCAGUACCCGGAGCGCAACACACCCACCCUCCUCUUCUACCACGCCACCAACAUCGCGCGCCAGGUCGUCACUCUGGCGUCCCUGAACGGCGUGCGCACCAACUUACGCAACCUCGAGAUCCUGUUGACCGAAGUCGGCUGCAUCGCCGAGGGGGAUUUCCGGCUCAAGGAGGGGCGCGAGGAUGAGGAUGGGGAUGGGAAAGACGAAGGGAGGGGAAGGGGCAUCAAGCAGGGCGGGACGGGACGGGGGACGGGGGCCCGGGCCGAUGAGGAUGAUGAUGACUGGGACUGA
This is a messenger RNA of Cyphellophora europaea CBS 101466, 777 nucleotides long. RefSeq lists its product as uncharacterized. The transcript has 3 exons. The record is from RefSeq and is a predicted model, not a curated record. Gene Ontology annotation, cellular component: cytoplasm. Gene Ontology annotation, biological process: protein folding. The coding region runs from base 1 to 777 and encodes 258 amino acids. Lineage: Eukaryota; Fungi; Ascomycota; Eurotiomycetes; Chaetothyriales; Cyphellophoraceae.